This is a messenger RNA of Hibiscus syriacus, 719 nucleotides long. RefSeq names its product cell number regulator 13-like. The transcript has 3 exons. NCBI's taxonomy places the organism in Eukaryota, Viridiplantae, Streptophyta, Magnoliopsida, Malvales, Malvaceae. The record is from RefSeq and is a predicted model, not a curated record. The coding region runs from base 1 to 576 and encodes 191 amino acids.
AUGGUAGCGAGGUAUUGGGCGAGGCUUAGUGAUGGUGGUGGUCAUCUCCGACCAGAGUAUUGUUUUUCGACAUUUGAUAAUAAGAUGAUUAGAUUCAUCACUGACAUUGACUCAAACCAUGAUGAUAUCGUUGGGUACUUGCCGGAAGAGCUUGCAUUGCUCUAUAUCAACUUAAAUUGGUUUUGGGGUAUUGUUCCUCACAGGAAAACCCAGAAUGAAAUUGAUCAGAAUUUGAAGAUUGUUCCUCUUAUCACUCUUGUGGAUGAUGCUCGAGUCAGGGAGAGACUAGAAGUUAUUGAGAAAGAUCAACAUGAAUACACACUGGAUGAAGAGGACAGGAGAAUGCAAGAUGUUAUACUGAAACCAGAUCCGUCAACAAAUGAUGCCAUGAUUUUGAAAAAAACUCUUUCUUGCUCAUAUCCAAACAUGUGUUUUAAUGAAGCACUUCGAAAGGAAAAUGAAAAGCUUCGACUGGAGCUACAACUAUCUCAAGCCAAUUAUGAUGUUCAGCAGUGUGAAGUAAUCCAGCGUUUGCUUCAUGUGACAGGUUGCGGCUAUAACUUCUAUUCCAUAUAAGAGUUCAUCCAUGAAAGGUUCUAAGAAAGUAGAGCGUAAUUACUCAGAUGCCAGCAGUGAGAAAGGCCAUUCAUAUAAUGAAAGCUCUCCUAGGAAACCUGGUUCACGCACAACUUCUAGGUUAGUUUUCCUUAGAGUUAUAG